Messenger RNA from Gloeophyllum trabeum ATCC 11539, 1215 nucleotides. Its product is annotated as Pkinase-domain-containing protein. The record is from RefSeq and is a predicted model, not a curated record. Gene Ontology annotation, cellular component: nucleus; protein kinase CK2 complex; cytosol. Gene Ontology annotation, biological process: protein phosphorylation; regulation of transcription by RNA polymerase I; regulation of transcription by RNA polymerase III. The transcript has 8 exons. The coding region runs from base 88 to 1104 and encodes 338 amino acids. NCBI's taxonomy places the organism in Eukaryota, Fungi, Basidiomycota, Agaricomycetes, Gloeophyllales, Gloeophyllaceae. Gene Ontology annotation, molecular function: protein serine/threonine kinase activity; ATP binding.
CGGUUCUGCGCGUCACGGAUUCCAAUCGCUAACGGCCUGCACAUCCUGGCCUUACCCUUGCGGCGCAUUGUACACUAAUCGACUCUCAUGGGUAGGGCACCGAGAUCGGUGGCAAGGGUUUAUGCGGACGUAAACAGCAGGCUGGGCCCUGCGUGGUACGAAUACGAUAACUUACAGGUUCAAUGGGGUUCUCAAGAUCAUUAUGAGAUUGUCCGGAAAGUAGGUCGAGGGAAGUACUCUGAAGUUUUCGAAGGAAUCAACAUCGUGAACGACGAGAAGUGCAUCAUUAAAGUCUUAAAGCCGGUCAAGAAGAAGAAGAUCAAGCGAGAAAUCAAAAUCCUGCAAAAUCUUGCUGGUGGCCCGAAUAUCGUCGCCCUGCUCGACGUCGUGCGAGACCCUUCCUCAAAAAUUCCCAGUCUGAUCACAGAAUAUGUCCACAAUGUGGACUUCAAAGUUCUCUAUCCCCGCUUCUCGGAUUAUGAUGUGCGAUACUAUAUGUUCGAGUUAUUGAAGGCCCUGGAUUACUGUCAUUCGAAAGGUAUUAUGCAUCGAGAUGUGAAGCCUCACAACGUCAUGAUCGAUCAUGAACACCGCAAACUACGAUUGAUCGACUGGGGUCUUGCGGAAUUUUAUCAUCCUAAGACCGAGUAUAAUGUGCGGGUGGCCUCACGGUACUUCAAGGGACCAGAACUUUUGGUCGAUUUCCAAGAAUAUGACUAUAGCUUGGACAUGUGGAGUUUUGGCUGCAUGUUUGCUUCCAUGAUCUUUCGAAAGGAGCCCUUCUUCCAUGGUCAUGACAACUAUGACCAACUGGUGAAGAUAACGAAAGUACUCGGCACGGAUGAGUUCUUCGCAUAUUUGGAGAAGUAUGAUAUCGAGUUGGAUGCGCAGUAUGAUGACAUCCUGGGAAGAUAUCCCAAGCGAGCUUGGUCGCGAUUCAUUACAACGGAGAACCAACGGUACAUUUCCAAUGAAGCUAUAGAUUUCUUGGACAAAUUACUACGUUACGAUCACCAAGAGCGCCUCACUGCUCGCGAGGCUCAAGCUCACCCCUACUUUGAUCCCGUUAGACGUGCCGCGGAUGGUGCAGGGGAGAGUGAUUAGGGGUGUAUCUGUCCUACGUUCUGUCGUGUAUAUCAGUGUAUACAGUUUACUGUUUUCAAGGGAGCACUCUUGUCGUUUGCAUCGCUCUACUAUAUUUAUUUUUCCCUGGUC